AUGUCCGGUGCUGAAGUGGUGUUGCCGUCUUCUACACGGGCGCAGCGUCGCCAGAACACCAGCUGCGACCCAUGUCGACGCUCAAAACGGCGUUGUUUCUUCCAAUCUCCUACAGAAGAUGAUGCCAAUAUCGUCUGCGCCCAUUGCCGGCGCCUUGGACAUGAAUGCACCUUCCACUUUGCCACAGCACGCCUGAACUCUAGGCCAAAGAAGAGGCAACGCCGCUCCCAACCGAGGCGGGACCAGUCAGCGUAUCCAGAGGAAAAUGACUUUGAAAGUGCAUCUAUCGCAUUACCUGAGAUUUCCGCGUUUCAGGAUGACCUGAAUGACUUCCCCUCAUGGCUCAACCUUGAUAUGGACCGUCACUUCGACGACAACGUGCCAUACGUUUCCAACAAUCUAUCUGCAUUUGCUUCAUUCACAACCUCGCCAUUGGAGUGUAUGGCCCCUACAGAACUGGAAAAUGAUGACGGCACGCCCCAAAAUUCACGAAUCAUGGACUCAGCCCUACCCCUGACAACAGGACAUUUCGUUGGCAGCACGCUGCGCAGCCCCGUCUACCUGCUCAACUCCAAAAUGAAUUCGAAUAUCCUUGACGAUCGACUAUGCCGGAUCUAUGAGACGAUUGUAACUGGAUCCGCAUCAAGGUUCCUGGGUUAUGCCAGUAACCUAUACGCAACAGGGCAUCGGUAUCAGAUCGAAGAUAGCAGUCCGGAGACCCCGCAGAAAUGCUCGCCUUCGCCUCGUUCUGGUUCAUUCUUCCAACUACAGCCCAGCAGAACCAGGCGUAGCUCUGUCCAUGCAACAAUGCCAGACGAUAGUUUCAGCAUGACGUUACUGGGUUGUUUUCGCUUUCUGGAUCAUUUCGGUGAUCUGUACGGCAACAAAAUGAGCCCGGCUUCUCGGAGACAAUCAGAUUCAGCAUUGAAAGCAGCGCUCAGGGCAUUCUCGCUGCAAUGGUUGCCCAGUUCAGGCUCUGAUCCUGAGAACAACUUGUCCGGGAUCGCGAAUGGACAACGACCAUCAUCCGACCCAUCGCUAGACAUUUAUACUGAUGCAUGGUUCCGAGCUCGCAACCGCCUGAGAGACGCAAACUCCGUUCAAUCGUUCCGAGUUGUUUUUGCGACUUUGAUAUUCGAUGGGAUUGCCAUCCCAGCCAAAGCUCACAACGCCCUAAACGAACCUAGUAUAGAGCACGAGUUUCUUGACACGGGCCUUCAAAAGCUUCGUGAUUUGGAUGAGCGUGUGAAGCAGUACUGUGAUACUCUAGGCCCUUUUUCUCAAUACAGCGCCCUGCUAGAAGCCAGCUUGAGUCUUGUUCGUUGGAGUAGCUACAUUCGCGACACGGGAGCCGCUCUGACGGGAGAUCACCAAUGCAAAUUGCCUGAACUAUUUGUUCAGUCGGAUGCGUUUCCCAACGGAAUCACCAUCCCAAUUCAUCUUCUUGAGGAUUUGGAUCACAGCAUUCCAAACAUUUGUCGGAAAGCAGCUGCAGAGGCAGUCUGUGUCUGGAGAAAAAUCGCCAAUGUCAAGAAUUCUCUCCACAAGCUAGCUGAUGGUGUUUCCAGCCUCUCGGCUGGGACAUUCGAGACCAUCAGCUCGACCAUGAGAGCGAUCGAGAAAUUUGAUGAAUCAUUCCGACCUUUCAUGGCUCAUUGCAGGGACAUCUUUCAAGACCUGUCGAUUUCUUCAAGAAUAGCCUUCAUGUCCCUUGCGAUACCGUGGGACCUCGGAGCCCUCGUGCUCGCCGAAAUUAUGCCCCCCUUCGCCGAGGAAAUCAAUCAAUCCUACGACUCUAAUCUGAUUCCAAGAAUCAGCGCAUCUCAAAAGGAAGCAGCAACAUCCGUUUCCCAAACCAUCGACUGCAUGCUCACGCUCCCCGCCGAAGAAACAUUCAACCUCCAGAACGGCUUGAGUGCCGAAGUCCCCAUCAUGGCCUACCACGUUACCCCUAACAUCAUGACUGCCGCACUGGAAAAGGCGCUGGAAUAUGUGCUUGAAUCACAAGUUUCUCACUCGGAGAGAUCAAACGACAAUGCGCCAGAUCCCAUUCCUGAUGGUGUUUGGGAGCGUCAGGUUGAUUGCCUUAUGAAGGGUCUCCUCUCUCUUGAUGUGACUGUGGGUGGAUCGCAGACUGCUGGUGUUGUUAGGCAGUCUUUGAUGCAGAGAUAUGGAGAUGUUAUCUCUGAGUGUUGGUCCUGCGAUUUUAGUACGUAG
Penicillium riverlandense is the source of this 2217-nucleotide messenger RNA. RefSeq names its product Zn(II)2Cys6 transcription factor domain-containing protein. The record is from RefSeq and is a predicted model, not a curated record. The transcript is spliced from 3 exons. Gene Ontology annotation, molecular function: DNA-binding transcription factor activity, RNA polymerase II-specific; zinc ion binding. Lineage: Eukaryota; Fungi; Ascomycota; Eurotiomycetes; Eurotiales; Aspergillaceae. Gene Ontology annotation, biological process: regulation of DNA-templated transcription. The coding region runs from base 1 to 2217 and encodes 738 amino acids.